AUGAAGAAUCCUUCGCAAGUCAUCGUCAUCUGUCAUCUGAAGAGCAUUAUGGCCGACCAAAUACUUGAGCCAGAGUCAUUUGGUAUACCUGCUGGACUACUGACAGAUAAAGAAGAAGAUCUUCUAAAGUAUCAGCUGCUGUUUGACAAAUUUUUGGCUUUCUUAAAACGAGAGUCCUGUUUUAGAGAGAGCGUUGUGCCUCUCGUUGUUGAUGAAUCUCACACUAUAGUCAUGGACGACUGUAUGAAAAGACCUUUUGAAAUCUAUGAAUGUCCCGAGAAGCCAAACAUGACAUACGUUGUUGAAGCUAUUCCGACUGAAACUAAUGUAGGUCAAUGUUUUGAAUGGAUUGCUGACGAACUGAAAACCAAGGGAGUGGAAUCUGAAAGGACAAUAAUAUACUGCCAAACAAUCAACCAGUGUGGGCGUAUUUAUAGUAYAUUAAAGGCAUUGCUUGGUCACCACUUUUUCGCUGGACCUGUAGGAGACAAUAGAAAUGUCACCCUAGAGAUGUUACAUUCAUGCUCUCCAACAGCAAACAAAGAMGCAGUUUUAAAAUCAUUUUCUGAACUUAAUGGAACAAUACGAAUCUUAGUAGCCACAAUUGCUUUUGGGAUGGAUGCUGACUGCAAAGGUCACCAGAGUACCUCAUACUUGCUAUACAAUGGCCUUCUGCUCACUCAUGUUGACAAAGACAUCAAAUGCUACAUAAAGGAUACUGAAUGCAGACGAAAGACAUUGUUAAAGAAAUUUAGCUCAAGAGACAACACUACAUCAAUUACACCUCAUUUAUGUUGUGACAACUGUGCUAUUUCUUGCAAGUGUGGAACUGAGCAAUUUGCAAAAUCGACUCUGAUUGGAAAACAAACUACAAAGCCUGUAUAA
This is a messenger RNA of Exaiptasia diaphana, 885 nucleotides long. RefSeq lists its product as uncharacterized. The record is from RefSeq and is a predicted model, not a curated record. The coding region runs from base 1 to 885 and encodes 294 amino acids. Gene Ontology annotation, cellular component: chromosome; cytoplasm; nucleus. The transcript is spliced from 2 exons. NCBI's taxonomy places the organism in Eukaryota, Metazoa, Cnidaria, Anthozoa, Actiniaria, Aiptasiidae. Gene Ontology annotation, molecular function: 3'-5' DNA helicase activity; four-way junction helicase activity. Gene Ontology annotation, biological process: double-strand break repair via homologous recombination.